Symbiodinium sp. CCMP2592 is the source of this 2304-nucleotide messenger RNA. NCBI's taxonomy places the organism in Eukaryota, Dinophyceae, Suessiales, Symbiodiniaceae. The record is from the annotation of a GenBank genome assembly.
AUGCGUUUUGAUGCCGGGAGCCAGCUACGGGCCGAGCGUUCUUCCACACAGAAUGUCCGUCCCUACUUCGCUGGGAUGAUCAGCUGCUGCGCGGUCCUGUCCAGGAGCAGAGCGAUGCGAGCAAAGGUUCGGCGGUGGCACGGGCAAGGUCUGCAGACGGUGCCAUGGCGCGAAGACGACCUUCGACAAGAGGGCUGGAGACCUUUGGGCACCUACCACGAUGCCUCUGACCCGGAACACGGCGAGGCAACCAUCUACAUAAAGGACGACGCCGUGCGAAUUUGCCACAGCAUCUACGGACCCGUCCCUUGCAGCGACGGUGUGAUCUUGCAGCAUGACGAGGACGUCUACGAUGUUCAGAUGGGCGGUAUGCAGGGGCGGAUUGACGCCGAGGGCUUUCAUUGCAGCGGCUACCUGAAUCCGACAGUCGCUGCCGCUGCUCCACCGCCGGCAACUCCGGAGCCGGAGGUGAGCCGACAGCCCAUGACAUCGGCGCCCAUCACCGAGCCCAAGCUCCAGAAGGCGUGUCGCAACCUGGCUGCCAUCUUGGGCCCUGGGGCCUUCCCGAAGGAAGACUACGAGUCUAUGAUGAAUCAAGGCAGCGCCUCAGACGCGCUCCUUUCAGAGGUCAAGGCCAUGGGAGAUGACUACGGGGGGUGGGCCGCCUUCGAAGCAAGUCGGGAACACGAGGAGACUCCCGAGCAGCACAUUUCGGGCAAGCGGCAUCGACAACUUCGCCGGGAGAUUCGUUCCCGAUUCUUCGUUCCCGGUGCAGGCCGUUUCUUUGAAGAGGUUGCCUAUGACAGCUGGCGUCAGCAGCAGAAUGCACGAUGGCUUCCCACCGUAACUGAGCUCCGCACGGAAGGCUACAUGCUAACGCACUUCGAGGAGCUCCAAAAGGAGGCAGAGGACGCAGCAGACUGUGUCCGUCGAACUCUCCUCACCGGUUCGGAGCAGCUCGUGUCCUACGUGCUGCGGUAUUACGCCUUCUGGGCAGUGGAUCAGCAUGCUCGGCGGUUGGACGAGGUCGAAGAGGCAGUGCGGGCAGAUGCAGCGGCACUGAAGAACAAACCCAAGGUUUUGCUUCUACGCAUAGAGCGGGAGCGGAAGAAGAGGUUAGCUGCAGAGAGGGCGAAACGGGACAAGCCCUUCGAGCACCUGCAGAUGAUACCGCCGCUGCCGGUUCCGGGAGAAGCCUUGGAGUUUCGCGUGCUGUCAAGCGAGGAGCAGGUUCGCGAAGCUGCCGAAAGACUGAAGAACUGCGCGGCCACUUACAUUCCCGAUGUCGUCGCGCAGAAAUGCGCUCUGGUUGGCUUGUUCCCGAAGCAGAAAGGCGACAGAGACAAAGCGUCCAAAAUUUUUGCCAUGGGUGAGCUCUUCGUUAAUCUCUCCGAACACGGGAAAAUCGUGACGAGAUGGGGGCAACGAGUUAAGGCUUGCAACAAGUCGGUGACGAAGAGGCAAAAAAUUAGUUUCAACUGGGCCGGACGGAGGUUCUCCGAGCUGUGGACAAAGGCCAUCGAAUACGAGCUAGACGAAGUCUUGCCAAAGCAGGCAUCAGGCGAGACAGCGAUGGCGGAGUCAGCGGACCGCGUUUUGUCGGCUUUUGGGCGUCUCAGCUCCCUAGGCCUAAAGAGCCUCGCAAACCGCUCGCUGCUUUCUGAAUUGUCGUUUCCUUGUUCACAGUUGGUCGGCGCAUUGACCGAGCCCUUGCUGUCGGCUGCAGAGGCCGGCGAUGACUCUUUCGCCAGGAGUAUCAUCUCGCAACUAUUGAAAGCUGGAGUGGUACAAGAGCAGACGAAGGCCAUUCUCCAGCAAGCUCUCCGACUUGACCAGGAUGCGAAGCUCACAGUGCUGCUUUCUGAAUUGCCGUUUCCUUGCUCACAGUUGGUCGGCGCAUUGACCGAGCCCUUGCUGUCGGCUGCAAAGGCGGGCGAUGACUCUCUCGCCAGGAGUAUCAUCUCGAAACUAUUGAAAGCUGGAGUGGCACACGAGCAGACGAAUUCCAUUUUCCAGCAAGCUCUCCGACUCAAAAAGAAUGCGAAGCUCACAGUGCUGCUUUCGGAACUGCCGUUUCCUUGCUCAAACUUGGUCGGCGCAUUGACCAAGCCCUUGCUGUCGGCGGCAAAGGUGGGCGAUGACUCUCUCACACAGAGUAUCAUCUCGAAGCUGUUGAAAGCUGGAGUGGCGCAAGAUCAGACGAAGUCAUUUUUCAAGAAAGCUCUCCGACUUGAUAAGGAUGUGAAGCUUCGUGCGCUGCUCUCUGAAUUUCCACUUCGGCGGCAGUGGAGCCUUCUCAAGUGA